Phyllostomus discolor (pale spear-nosed bat) is the source of this 1067-nucleotide messenger RNA. Its product is annotated as olfactory receptor 145-like. The transcript has a single exon. NCBI's taxonomy places the organism in Eukaryota, Metazoa, Chordata, Mammalia, Chiroptera, Phyllostomidae. Gene Ontology annotation, molecular function: G protein-coupled receptor activity; olfactory receptor activity; odorant binding. Gene Ontology annotation, biological process: sensory perception of smell; G protein-coupled receptor signaling pathway. Bases 4 to 960 code for a protein of 318 amino acids. Gene Ontology annotation, cellular component: membrane. The record is from RefSeq and is a predicted model, not a curated record.
UAAAUGAGAAUGGUGGGUGAGAACUCCUCUGUGGCAGAGUUUAUCCUCGCAGGCUUAACGGACCAGCCGGGACUCCAGCUGCCCCUCUUCUUCCUGUUUCUGGGCUUCUAUGUGGUCACCGUGGCAGGGAACCUGGGCUUGGUAACACUGAUUGGACUGAACUCUCACCUGCACACCCCCAUGUACUUUUUCCUCUACAAUUUGUCCUUCAUAGAUUUCUGCUGUUCCACUGUUAUCACCCCCAAAAUGCUGAUGGGUUUUGUCUCUAAGAAGAACACCAUCUCCUACACAGGGUGCAUGAGUCAGCUCUUCUUGUUUGUUUUUUGUGGUGUCUCUGAGUGCUUUAUCCUGUCAGCAAUGGCAUAUGACCGCUAUGUGGCCAUCUGUCACCCACUGGUGUACACAGCCACCAUGUCUCCCCUCGUCUGCUUGUGUCUCCUUUUGGGUGUCUAUGGAAUGGGGUUCUUGGGGACUGUGGCCCACACAGUGUGCAUGGUCAGACUGACCUUCUGUGCCGAUCACCUAGUUGACCACUACAUGUGUGACAUCCUGCCCCUUCUUGAACUCUCUUGCACCAGCACACAAGUGAAUGUGCUGGUGGUUUUCGUGGUUGCAGGCAUAAAUAUCAGUGUGCCCACUGUUACCAUCUUCAUUUCUUAUGCCCUGAUCCUCUCCAGCAUUCUCCACAUUCGUUCCACUGAGGGCAGGUUCAAAGCCUUCAGCACCUGUGGCUCCCACAUAAUUGCAGUUUCUCUUUUCUUUGGGUCUGCGGCAUUCAUGUAUCUCAAGCCAUCUUCUCUUCUACCCAUGAGCCAGGGGAAAGUGUCCUCCUUGUUCUAUACCACUGUGGUGCCCAUGCUGAACCCAUUAAUCUACAGCCUGAGGAACAGGGAUGUCCAAGCUGCUCUGAAGAGAACCUUGAGCAGAAUGUGGUUCUACUGGAGGAGGGGGAAAUCUUAGGGAAGGGACAUUCUUCCUUCCAUAGGUGAUGCGAGUUCCAGUGGUUACAUGGAGGAAAUGUUAACUCUUUCUCAAGCUAGUUUAUCCUUCCCAUUUUAAGCAUCUCU